Macadamia integrifolia is the source of this 1794-nucleotide messenger RNA. Its product is annotated as cytochrome P450 714C2-like. Gene Ontology annotation, molecular function: iron ion binding; heme binding; monooxygenase activity. The transcript has 5 exons. NCBI's taxonomy places the organism in Eukaryota, Viridiplantae, Streptophyta, Magnoliopsida, Proteales, Proteaceae. The coding region runs from base 117 to 1712 and encodes 531 amino acids. The record is from RefSeq and is a predicted model, not a curated record.
GAGAGAGGCAGGGAAGAAUAUCAUCUUGUCACUAUAAAGCCUUUUUCUUCCUGAAAAAGAGGAAAAAGAAGAACAGCUGAGGGAGGGUAGCUAGCUAACAUAGGGACGAAGGAAAAAUGGAAUUAAAGGUUUUAUGGAGCUUAUGUGUGGUCACUCUAUGUAGCUGCUGCUUGUUUGGAUAUAUAUACAUCAUUGCGUGGGUAAAGCCGGAGAGGCUUCGAGAGAAGCUAAGGAGACAAGGCAUCAGAGGACCUCCACCUUCUUUCCUGUUAGGGAAUGUCCCUGAGAUGAAGAAGAUCCAAUCACUGCUAGCAUCAUCCAAUUCCAUUUAUUCAAAGGAGGUUAAGGUCCUUAAUGGAGAUCAAAUCGCUGCCCACGACUACACUUCUACUUUCUUCCCAUAUUUUGAAUACUGGAGAAAGCAAUACGGUCCAACAUUUAUGUACUCAACAGGCAAUGUGCAACAUCUGUAUAUCAGUGACCCUUAUCUUGUCAAGGAAAUAACCCUUAGUAACUCUUGGGAUCUGGGAAAGCCCUCAUACCUUAUUGGGGUGAUUGGGCCUUUGGUGGGCCUGGGUGUCUCACUAUCCAGCGGUCAAGCUUGGUUCCAUCAAAGGAAAAUCAUUGCACCAGAAUUCUUCAUCGACAAAGUCAAGGGAAUGGUGGGUUUAAUGGUGGAGUCGUGCUUGCCUCUGUUGAAAUCGUGGGAAGAUCAAAUCGGAGGAGUUAAGGGAAGAGUUGCAGAGAUUAAAGUUGAUGAGGAUCUGAGAAAUGUCUCAGCUGAUGUGAUCUCAAAAGCUUGUUUUGGAAGUUGCUACUCUGAAGGAAAAGAGAUCUUUUCAUUGCUUAGAACAUUGCAGGGGAUCACGUCUCGCACAAGCUUACAUGCUAGAAUUCCUGCUUUGAGAUAUGUCCCAAGCAAGAAUAAUAGGGAAGCUUGGAAGUUAGAGCAAGAGACUGAAAGGUUGAUAUUAAAGGUAGUGAAGGAACGCAAGGAAUCAAGUAGUAAUAAUGAGACGACAGAGGAUUUGCUACAAAGGCUCGUGGAAGGUGCCUAUGCUCAUCAGCUUGGGUCCGAAACAGCAAAUCGCUUUGUGGUGGAUAAUUGUAAGAACAUAUAUUUUGCUGGGCAUGAGACUGUGGCCACUGUUGCUACCUGGGCUUUGAUGUUACUUUCGUUCCAUCAAGACUGGCAGUCUCGCGUUCGUAACGAGGUGGCUGAGGUUUUUGCCGGCCAUUUUCCAGAUGCGGAUAUGCUUCUCAAGUUGAAAACGUUGACGAUGGUGAUUCAAGAGACAAUGAGGUUAUACCCACCAAGUUCAUUCGUGGCGAGAGAGGCCUUGGAACAGAUAAGCUUGGGUGGUGGUGUCGACAUACCAAAGGGUGUAAACCUCUGGAUUCCUAUCCCGACUCUGCAUCGGAAUCCAGAUAUCUGGGGGACAGACGCCCAUGAAUUCAAGCCGGAGAGGUUCACAAAUGGCAUUUUGGGUGCUUGCAAGCUUCCACAGGCAUACAUACCCUUUGGGCUUGGCCCUCGGACUUGCUUGGGACAGAAAUUCGCCAUGAUUGAAUUGAAAGUUCUCCUCUCCCUCCUCCUCUCUAAAUUCUCCUUCUCCCUCUCUCCCCAAUAUCUCCAUUCGCCAACUUUUAGGCUUGUAGUGGAGCCCCAAUAUGGCAUGAAUCUCCUUGUCAAGAAGUAUGAGAUCACAUAGACAUAUGUACUAUUGUUCCUUUCACCAACAAAUUAUCCAAUAUAUAUAGUAUUAUGAAUUAGAUAUAUGUAUUAUUAUUCGU